Molecule: messenger RNA, 1840 nt
Organism: Mus caroli (Ryukyu mouse)
Lineage: Eukaryota; Metazoa; Chordata; Mammalia; Rodentia; Muridae
Gene: Vrk3
Product: VRK serine/threonine kinase 3
Biological process (GO): protein phosphorylation
Molecular function (GO): ATP binding; protein kinase activity
Source: RefSeq, a predicted model, not a curated record
AGGAAAUAGGCCGCGUCUGGACGCUGCUGUCGCACGGCCGGCCAGGGGAUGCGCGCGCAGCCCUUCCUUCGCCCUCCCUCCCCGGAAGUUUCUGUGGGGCAACUGUAAAGGCUGUUGUCGAGAUGGAGUGUCUAACCCAGUAAUCCAAGGACCAGACCCUGAGUCCACAAAGCAUGAUCUCCUUCUGUCCAGUCUGUGGCAAAAGUGUCAAGGUAUCAUUCAAGUUCUGCCCUUACUGUGGCAAGGCCCUGCCUGUAGAGGAGGAUGGAGGCACCCAGCCUGCCGUGACGCCUCAUGUGUCAUCCGUUCCAGGCUCCAGGAGAAACCUGAACUCCAGUUUUGAAACCUCUCCCAAGAAAGUGAAAUGGUCGCACACUGUCACUUCUCUCCCACUCUCCCUCCACUCUGACUGUGACAGUUCUGGGUCAGACAACACCUUGACUUCUCCUGACAGGGCCACAGGCACCCGGAGAAGAUCCCUGACUCCCAAAGGCAGCCCACUUUCCAACAGGCGGAGCCCUCAGACUCUGAAGCGGACCCGGGUGACCACCUCACUCCAGGCUCUGCCCACAGGGACAGAGCUGACAGACCAGAAUGGGAAACACUGGACCCUGGGGGCCCUGCAGAUCCGGGAUGACCAAGGCAUUCUCUAUGAAGCUGAGCCCACUUCUGCCAUCCCCUCUGAAUCAAGGACCCAGAAGUGGAGAUUCUCACUCAAACUGGACUCCAAGGAUGGGCGCCUUUUCAAUGAGCAGAACUUCUUUCAGAGAGUAGCCAAGCCUCUGCAAGUGAACAAGUGGAAGAAGCAGUUCUUGCUCCCACUCCUGGCCAUCCCCACCUGUAUCGGCUUUGGCAUUCACCAGGACAAGUACAGGUUCCUAGUAUUCCCUACCCUGGGGAGGAGCCUUCAGUCAGCCCUGGAUGACAACCCAAAGCAUGUGGUAUCAGAGAGAUGUGUGCUGCAGGUGGCCUGCAGGCUGCUGGAUGCUCUGGAGUAUCUGCAUGAAAACGAGUAUGUUCACGGGAACCUGACAGCUGAGAAUGUCUUUGUGAAUCCAGAGGAUCUGAGCCAGGUGACCCUGGUGGGCUAUGGCUUCACCUACCGAUACUGCCCAGGUGGCAAACACGUGGCCUACAAAGAAGGCAGCAGGAGUCCACACGAUGGGGACUUGGAGUUCAUUAGCAUGGACCUGCACAAGGGAUGCGGACCCUCCCGCCGCAGCGAUCUCCAGACCUUGGGCUACUGUAUGCUCAAGUGGCUUUAUGGGUCCCUGCCAUGGACAAAUUGCCUUCCCAACACUGAAAAGAUAACUAGGCAGAAGCAGAAGUAUCUGGACAGCCCCGAGCCCCUCGUGGGACUAUGUGGCCGCUGGAACAGGGCCUCAGAGACCCUGCGGGAGUACCUGAAGGUGGUGAUGGCCCUCAAUUACGAGGAGAAGCCACCCUAUGCCACGCUGAGGAACAGCCUAGAAGCUCUGCUGCAGGAUAUGCGGGUGUCACCCUAUGACCCCCUGGACCUCCAGAUGGUGCCUUAGAUGGAAUCCAGAGCUUCCGACUUGCAGCUUGAAGUAGAACAUGAAGUAGUGUGACUGGAGGCCUGUUUGAACUCAUAGCUCCUAAAAGAAUCCCUUGAAUGUGUAUUCUCACCGCUCCCUUAGGACAUACGAAUCAGCACUUGUGUUGGGGAACCUGAGUCAUGUCAUGUAAUGUGAAACUCCUCCCUGUCUCAGCUCUGGCAGUUGUGGAUGGAGGUAAGUGGAUGCUGGCGGCUGCGGCAGCAGCAGCCACUCCACUCCCUAUGGCAUUUCUGUGAUGGCAUAAUAAACUGUUUUUAAUCAAA